Stegostoma tigrinum is the source of this 5119-nucleotide messenger RNA. It is a transcript of the gene setdb1b, whose product is annotated as SET domain bifurcated histone lysine methyltransferase 1b. Gene Ontology annotation, cellular component: nucleus. Gene Ontology annotation, molecular function: histone H3K9 methyltransferase activity; protein binding; zinc ion binding. Gene Ontology annotation, biological process: heterochromatin organization; negative regulation of gene expression. The coding region runs from base 246 to 4391 and encodes 1381 amino acids. NCBI's taxonomy places the organism in Eukaryota, Metazoa, Chordata, Chondrichthyes, Orectolobiformes, Stegostomatidae. The record is from RefSeq and is a predicted model, not a curated record. The transcript is spliced from 22 exons.
CAAGGUGGGUCGCAGCCCGGCGUGUUUGGGCGACUCACCAGCAGCCGUCUUUUCAAAACAUCCUUUCACUCGGGGGCCUGGGAGGCGGCGGAACGGUGAUGCACUUCAAUUAAAACCAUGUAGCCUUUCCACCGCAAUUUGCAAAGUCACACAGAGCGAGCGAGCCUGUUAAAGAAAUUUAGAGAAGCCGCGGCCUAGUGGUUAGGCGCUAGGCCCAGCCUCACGGCUGCAGGAGAAGAACUGCCAUGACAUCGGCUGAGACCAUGGACCUGGCGGUGGAAGAGCUGGGCCUCUCGAUGGACGAGAUCCGUGAAUGGAUUGACCAGGAACUGGAGAAGGUGGACUUCCUAAAGCAACGCCGAGCUGCCCUGCAGGAACUGGAGAGCUGGGUGGAGAAGAAGGAGGCUGAGGUGGCUCAUGUCGACGGGCUCUUUGAGGAUGCAUCCAGGUCAGUGGACAUGUGCGAGUCGAUGGUGAAGGAUCUAUACAACAACCUGGGCCUUCAGUACGAGGAGACGGCCGCAGAGGGGUCAACCAAGAAGGAUGCUGCUAAACUGUCGGAAGUGAUCGAGAUCCUGGACGACGACGAGGAAGAUGACGAUGACGUGAUGGCUGUGGAACCUGCGGAGACGGGGCGAGCCGCACCCCCAGCAUCCACCACGUCGACCGUGACCGCCCUGGGCAAGAUCACCCGCGAGCCGUCCCUGCUGCGGGAUGCCAUGGCCGCGAUGCGCAAGUCUGCCCGGGAUGUUCAGAAGUUUGUGGAGGCCGUUUCCAGGAAGCCUCAGCCUGCCUCCGUGGGUCUGCUCCGGGCUGCGAACACGGGAGCAGAGGCGGACAAGAGCAGUCAGCCUGGCCUUGCCUUCUCAGUGCCAUCCUCCCCUACCAGCACCCUCUCGUCCACCUGCAGCUCCCACCCACGCCCAGCCCGCCUCCCCGCGCCGCAGCCCCCAACCGCCAACCCGCCACAGGUGGGCAGCUCCGUCGUGGAGGACGGCGAGGUGGUGAAGGACGGCGACCUCUUCAAGGGCAUGCGGAUCCUGGGCAAGAAGAGAACCAAAACAUGGCACAAAGGGAUGCUGAUUGCCAUUGUGACCACAGGCAGCGCCAACAAGUACAAAGUGAAAUUCGACAACAAGGGCAAGAGCCUGUUGUCGGGAAACCACAUUGCCUAUGACUACCACCCUGCUGCUGACCGCCUGAUGGUGGGGAGCAGAGUGGUCGCCAAGUACAAGGAUGGCAACUCCGUGUGGCUGUACGCUGGCAUCGUGGCGGAAACCCCCAACAACAAGAACAAGACACGGUUCCUUAUUUUCUUCGAUGACGGCUACGCCUCCUAUGUCAACCUGUCAGAACUGUACCCCGUCUGCAGGCCGUUGGCCAAAACCUGGGAGGAUAUCGAGGACGUCUCCUGCAGGGAUUUUAUCGAGGAGUACAUCACCGCCUACCCCAACAGGCCCAUGGUGCUGCUCAAGAACGGCCAGCAGAUUAAGACCGAGUGGGAGGGCACCUGGUGGAAGUCUCGGGUCGAGGAGGUGGACGGUAGCCUGGUGAAGAUCCUCUUCCUGGACGACAAGCGUUGUGAGUGGAUUUACCGCGGUUCCACCCGCCUGGAGCCCAUGUUCAACCUGAAGAUGACCACGGCCUUCCGGCAGGGUGGCCAGAGCGGGCAGCAGCGGACCCGGCCUAAUGUAGGUGCUGUUCGGACCAAGGGUCCAGUGGUACAGUACACCCAGGACCUGACUGUGAGCACAACUCACAGCCCUCAGCUCUCGCGUCCGUCCAACCAGCAGCAGUCCCUGCCUCCGCCUCAUCGACCCCAGUCUCCCAAUGACAAAACUGAUCCAGGAAACCUGGCGCUAUCGAGGAAGCAGGUGGCGAAGAAAAGCACCGCGUUCCGGCCGUCACUCCUUCCCGUCCGAGCAACGGACUCCACUGCCCCAGAGACCGCGGCCGCGGGUGACGCCCCUUCAGCUGGCAAGCCAGCACCAGGGAGCCAGCAGUACAGGGCGGGUGCGGUGCCCGCCGGUGCCCUGGAAUCUGGCACCGGCCCUCCCCAGCUGCCGUACGAGCUCCUGGACGAGCCGAUGCCAGUGGAGGCGCCGUACAGGGCACCGAGCGAGAAGCUGUUCUACGUGGCGCAUGUGUGCCAGCCCAGCUGCCUGGCACGCCCCCAGGCCGCGAGCCGUGAGCAGCACCGCGGCCGCAACCCCAUGCUGGUGCCCCUGCUGUACGACUUCCGCCGCAUGACCGCACGGCGUAAAAUCAACCGCAAGAUGUCCUUCCACGUGGUGUAUAAGGGACCAUGCGGGCUGUCGCUGCGCAACAUGGCAGAGGUGGAGCAGUAUCUAUCGGCCACCGGCGCCGACUUCCUCUACCUGGAGAUGUUCUGCUUCGACCCCUACGUGCUGGUCGACCGCAAGUUCCAGCCCCAGAAGCCCUUCUACUACAUCCGGGACAUCACCCACGGCAAGGAGGACGUGCCGCUCUCCUGCGUCAACGAGAUCGACUCCACGCCACCGCCGCACGUGGCCUACAGCAAGGAGCGCAUCCCCGGCGAAGGGGUCUACAUCAACACCCACGCCGACUUCCUGGUGGGCUGCGACUGUACCGACGGCUGCAAGGACAGGUCGAAGUGCGCUUGUCUCCAGCUGACCAUGCAGGCAACUGCCUGUAGCCCAGGCGGUCAGAUCAACUACAACGCGGGCUAUCAGAGCAAACGGCUGGACGAGUGUUUACCCACGGGGAUCUAUGAGUGCAACAAGCGGUGUAAAUGCAACAUUGGGAUGUGCACCAACCGACUGGUGCAGCACGGCCUACAGGUCAGGCUGCAGCUCUUCAAGACCCAGAACAAGGGCUGGGGCAUUCGCUGCCUGGAUGAUAUCGCCAAGGGAUCGUUUGUCUGUAUUUACGCAGGUAAGAUCCUCACCGACGACUUUGCGGAUAAAGAGGGCCUGGAGAUGGGCGACGAGUAUUUUGCCAAUCUGGACCACAUCGAGAGCGUGGAGAAGUACAAAGAAGGCUACGAGAGUGAUGCCAAGUGUUCGUCGGACAGCAGUGGUGUGGACCUGAAGGAGGAGCACGACCACAGCGGCACUGAGGCCGAGGAUUCCAGCUCCGACAGCUCCGACCAGAACUUUGGCGGCAACGACGACGCCUACGUGCCCAGCUCGGUCUGGCGCAGCUACGUCACGCGCACCAAGAGCCGCGAGCAGAAGGAGAACGGAUCGGAGACCGGCCUGACCCGCCUGGAGGAGCCUGGCCCGCCCUCGGCCUCAGCCGCUCCCGCUGCCCCCCAGCCACCGCUGCCCGCCCCCUGCAAACUGCCCGUCACCGAGGAGACGGCCAAGAACAAGGUAGCCUCCUGGCUCAGCGCCAUGCGGGUGGCCAACUCCCCUGUGGACCCCGAGGCCGCGGGGGAGGCCAAGCCCCUCAAAGACGAGGCGGUGAAGGCCGAGGGGACGGCUCCCAAGCCAGAGGAGGGGGAGGAGGAGGAGGCGGAGGAGGAGGAGGCGGGCGUUCCCAGACUCACUGGCGUGGACUCCAAGCCAUGGGGCAAGCAGGAGGCAGAGAAGAAAGAUGCCAAGGUCGAGGUGGCAGACCUGAAGAAUCCUGAAGCACCACCUCACCUGAAAAUAUCUUCGCCGUUUGACAACGCAUCCCGCAACUUUGGCUACAACCCGCGGCCGGCCCGGAGCGAGGGGAUUCGCCGGCCUGUCAGUAAGACCACCCUGCUUCAGGCACGUCGCAACUCCACCCCAGCACCUUCCGCCAAAGAUGAGGUGAUGACACUAUCAAGCAGCUCAGACACCGAGAUGGAGACGGGCACACAGACUAGCGGCAGCCGUAAGCCCACACAGGGCCAGGCACCCACCGCCACUGCUGCGGCCGACAGCGAUGACGUUCAGACCAUCUCCUCGGGCUCCGACGAGGCGUACAGCGCAGACAAGAAAGAUGAGAGCGAUCCAAAGGACACAGACAGCGUCAACAAGAGGCAGGUGGCAGUGAAGUCGACCCGGGGCUUUGCACUGAAAUCCACCCACGGCAUCGCCGUCAAGGCCAGCAACAUGGAGAAGGGCGAUGGUGGCAGUGGGCACAGGAGCACCAGACAGUUCUACGAUGGUGAGGAGUCCUGCUACAUCAUUGAUGCCAAGCUGGAGGGCAACCUGGGCCGCUAUCUCAAUCACAGCUGUAGCCCGAACCUGUUUGUACAGAAUGUCUUCGUGGACACACACGACCUGCGCUUCCCCUGGGUGGCCUUCUUCGCCAGCAAGCGAAUCCGUGCGGGCACUGAGCUGACCUGGGACUAUAACUACGAAGUGGGCAGCGUGGAGGGGAAGCAAUUGCUGUGCUGCUGCGGUUCCACAGAAUGCAGGGGGCGGCUGCUGUAGGGACCCCCCCCCCCCACCCCCCCAAACUCACCCCACACCUGUGAUCCCUCUCCACCCUCCACACCUAUCUGCCUCUCCCCCCAGGGGUUCCCCUCAGCACUGUCUCCAAUUGACGGUGGGGGCAGGUGACCCAUAGCCAUCCCAUUCCCUCUGUCCCUCUUGUCCUGGGAGAAAUUCCCUGCCAUAAACAGGGAUGUGUUGGGAGAUGUCCCCCACCCUCCCCCACCCCAACUCACGCCUGGUGGGUCCUCGGUGCCAGCCUGCGCUACUACCUGAUGUGCGGCCUGUUGGCAUCUCCUCCUAACGAGUGAAGGAGACAGCCGGUGCACCCUGCGUGCCGUCUCUGUGCCUAUCGGGCAGCCGGCCCACUCACUGUCACAAUGAUUAACUGUUGCCCAUCACCCACACGCCCUUUCUGUUCAGUAUUCCCCUCUGUAAGGCAUUGGGGUGGGUGGGGUGGCACAGACAUGGUCAGGCACUGCUCGGGCCAACAGGUGUGGGUAAGACAAACGCCAGGUGUGUCCCAUCAGUGUCUCUGGGAAGUGCACCAUUCCACGGACGGGCACGGAUCCAUGGAGAUGGACACAGCGAUGGACGGGCUCUGAGAGGGAUAUGCGUGCAUCGCACCAUGCCCACACACUCUCAAAGCUCCACUUUGUGUGUUUAGCCCUCCCUGCCUUAACAAAUAAAGUUGUAAUCUUUUUUUUUAAAUAUAUAUUUAAACAAAA